UCGUUCGCAAAAGAAAGUGUUUCCAGUAAUGACGUGAUUCCAGAAAUUAUGCCGGUUGUAGUAAAUUCCGUAACCUUUAUCCUUUUUCCACGGAGGCAGAGGUAGAGCUAUACACACAGAUCACUGUCUACACACUUAGCACUUCUGGCUACUUGAGGAACUUGUAUGUGUGUGUGAUGUCAGAGGUCAUAAAGGCCACGGGGAGGAUGUGUGAGUCAGGGUGUGUCUUACGCAGAAAGAAGGACAGUCGACGAUAGAGAUGGUGCGGCGUCAAGGGGCGUGGACGCUCUUUCGCUAUAAAACGGAUCCUAAAAAAGCAAAGGUGCUACAGGGAGGACAACUGUCUUGGACUGGACUACGGAAAUUUGCAAGAGCAGGAUUUUACAAAGGCUCACCGAUCACUUACAAGAAGUGUCAGGAUAAAUCCAUCAAUGGCCAGGCAUAGUGCCAUACUGAGUGAUAUAGAUCUGCAGUGUUAUGAGAAUAACCAUGCUCACCGCACAGAGGAGAUGGACGUGGAGCGUCUGCUGGUGCGCAGAGGUCAGCCCUUCUCUGUAGUCCUGCAGUGUACUGAGCACAUCCCACAGAUCCCAGACCACCAGCUCAACCUCAUACUACACCUGGGUAAGAAUAAUGAGGUGGUCUUGAAGGUGUUAGAUUCAGAGCAGGAUCAUGGGAAAUGGUGGUUCAGUCAGCGUAAUGCUCAGGGUGAGGUGAUGCUGACCCUCCACAGCCCUGCUGAUGCUCCUGUGGGUCUGUACAGCAUGACUGUAGUUUUGCUCUCAGGUGAUGGGCAGAUCCUGGAGCAAACCGAGCCUCAGACUUUCUACCUGCUUUUCAAUCCCUGGUGUAAAGAUGACUCAGUGUACCUUCCCAGUGAGGAACUGCUGCAGGAGUACAUUUUAAAUGAAAACGGGAUCUUGUACCAGGGCUCAUGGGAUGAUAUCACUACUGUAUCCUGGAACUUUGGGCAGUUUGAGAAAGAUGUGGUGGAUAUUUGCUUUGAAGUGCUGGACAAUUCGCCUGCAGCCAUGAAAAAUUCAGAGAUGGAUAUUGUCAACAGAGCAAGUCCUGUUUACGUUAGCAGGACUAUUACUGCCAUGGUGAAUGCGAAUGAUGACCGGGGGGUGGUAUCUGGGCGCUGGGAUGGAGAGUACGGUGAUGGGGUGGCACCCACACGUUGGACUGGCAGUGUGCCCAUCCUAAGGCGCUGGAGUGAGGGUGGAGGACAGAAAGUGCGUUAUGGGCAGUGCUGGGUGUUCACAGGAGUGGCCUGCACAGUCCUUCGCUGUCUUGGCAUUCCAACCAGAUGCAUCACUAAUUACUCAUCUGCUCAUGACACUGAUGCAAACAUUUCUGUGGAUUACCUUGUGAAUGAUCAACUUGAAAGUGUGUCUGAAGGCAGGAAGGACAGUAUCUGGAAUUACCACUGUUGGGUUGAGUCCUGGAUGAAACGUGAUGACCUCCCAGAAGGUUACAAUGGAUGGCAGGUGCUAGAUCCAACGCCUCAAGAAAGGAGUGAUGGAGUUUUCUGUUGUGGGCCUUGUCCAGUCCGUGCAGUCAAAGAGGGAGAGGUGGGGUUGAAGUAUGACAUCCCAUUUGUGUUUUCCGAGGUGAACGCAGACCUGAUCGUCUGGAUUGUUCAUCCAGAUGGGGAACGAUCUCAAGUGUCCCAAAACAGUAAAAUGAUUGGACGCAACAUUAGCACUAAGAGUGUGUAUGGAGACGUCAGAGAGGACAUUACUGCUAAUUACAAAUAUCCUGAAGGCUCAAUGAAGGAGCGAGAGGUUUAUAAAAAAGCAGGAAGACAAGUGGGCCAAAAGAACGAAAGCCCAGGAGAGCUUGAGCUUUUUAUCAAACACGCCCCAGCUAUCCACGGGACAGACUUUGACGUGAUCAUAGAGGUGUUUAACGCUGGCAGGGAGGACACAGAUGCACAACUCACAGUCACGUCAAACGCAAUAACCUAUAAUAGCAUCCACCGCGGAGAGUGCCACAGAAAGACAACCUCUCUCACAGUGCCAGCUCGCAAAGCUCAUAAAGAAGUAUUGCGACUUCAGUAUGACCAUUAUGGGGCAUGUGUGUCUGAACAUCACAUGAUAAGGGUCACAGCCCUCCUCCAACCCACUGAUCAAGACAACAUCAUCCUGCAAGAAGUUAACAUCCCCUUGAAAAUGCCAGCACUUCAUAUUAAGAUUAUCGGAAAUGCGAUUGUAUCACGUAAACUGACAGCGCACAUCUCCUUCACCAAUCCUUUGCCUGUUAGUCUUCAAGGCGGCGUGUUUACCGUGGAGGGAGCAGGACUAACAGAGGCCAGAGAAAUAAAAACACAUGGUAAGAUUGAACCUGGUCAGGCUGUGACAGUUAAAUUCUCCUUCAAACCCACCCGUGCUGGCCUGAGGAAACUGCUUGUCGACUUUGACUCGGACAGGCUGAAAGAUGUCAAGGGAGAAGCCUCUAUCAUUGUUCGGACAAAAAAGCGGAAUAUGAAUGCUGUCUCAGAAAUCUAGACAAGCGUGUACAAUUCAGAGAACGAUAAAUCAUUUAAGUGUGUUGUAAAGCACGAUACUUGGCUUGCUGACAGCUGUUUUGCCUGUUACAUUUUGUUUGCUAUUUGUUUAUAUAAAGAGCAUGCAACAUUUCCUUUAUGAUUACUUUAUGAUUAUAUUUGCAUGCUUUCAUGCAGACAUUGAAAAUGACAACCACAAAAGCUAUUUUUCUACAUGUAAAAUGCCCAGCCAGUCCUGUGAAUACAUUCUAGCAUUUUUUUUAGUUGGUUUGAUCUAAUAAUAAUUUUGAAACAAUUGUUUAUUGUACGUUCUGUAUAAUGCUGUUGUUGUGUUUGAAAUAAAUGUUAUGUAAUCAUAAUAAAAAAUAUACUUGCAUGUAAAUA
Molecule: messenger RNA, 2893 nt
Organism: Megalobrama amblycephala (Wuchang bream)
Lineage: Eukaryota; Metazoa; Chordata; Actinopteri; Cypriniformes; Xenocyprididae
Gene: tgm2l
Product: transglutaminase 2, like
Exons: 13
Coding region: 432-2510 (692 amino acids)
Biological process (GO): peptide cross-linking
Molecular function (GO): protein-glutamine gamma-glutamyltransferase activity
Source: RefSeq, a predicted model, not a curated record